GCAUUCUUCUCCUUCUCUCUCUCUCUCUCUCUCUCUCUCUCUUUUCGCACAGAAUUCGUGCUCUGCAAUCUGCGCAUCUCGACUCCAAUGGCGCCGAAGGCGGAGAAGAAGCCGGCCGAGAAGAAGCCGGCGGAGGACAAGAAGGCCGAGAAGGCGCCGGCGGAGAAGAAGCCGAGGGCCGAGAAGAAGCUGCCCUCGAAGGAGGCCGGCGGCGGCGGCGACAAGAAGAAGAAGCGGGCGAAGCGGAGCGUGGAGACGUACAAGAUCUACAUCUUCAAGGUGCUGAAGCAGGUCCACCCGGACAUCGGCAUCUCGAGCAAGGCGAUGGGGAUCAUGAACAGCUUCAUCAACGACAUCUUCGAGAAGCUGGCCCAGGAGUCGUCGCGGCUGGCGCGGUACAACAAGAAGCCCACCAUCACCUCCCGGGAGAUCCAGACGGCCGUCCGCCUCGUGCUGCCCGGGGAGCUCGCCAAGCACGCCGUGUCGGAGGGCACCAAGGCGGUCACCAAGUUCACUAGCUCAUAGGUGGCUCUCUCCUCUGUCGAUCUUGGCGGGGCGGUCCUUGAAUGUAGCGCUCGGUUCUUGACUUCUUGUGUAAAAGAAAAGGCUUGGUGGGCAUUGCGAAAUGGGGGAAGCCCCGGUGGGAAAUUUGCGUUUUUGGUCACUUUUUGGGGAGAUGAGAAAAUGGCUGCUCGAUCUUGGCUUGUGUAGAGAACAUGUGAAUGAUGCAGUUUGUGAAAUAUCAUCAACCAUGGCUUCCUUGAUGUAUUGGCAUUGAUCUAAGUUCAAUUGUGAUAAA
Messenger RNA from Eucalyptus grandis, 799 nucleotides. RefSeq names its product histone H2B.7. The coding region runs from base 88 to 525 and encodes 145 amino acids. Gene Ontology annotation, molecular function: structural constituent of chromatin; protein heterodimerization activity; DNA binding. Gene Ontology annotation, cellular component: nucleosome. Gene Ontology annotation, biological process: nucleosome assembly. NCBI's taxonomy places the organism in Eukaryota, Viridiplantae, Streptophyta, Magnoliopsida, Myrtales, Myrtaceae. The transcript has a single exon. The record is from RefSeq and is a predicted model, not a curated record.